AUGUUCCUGCUUCCCUGCAGUCUUCUAAUGAAGCAAAAGAAAUUUCUCUACAAUUUCAAGAACUUGCGAUGGGCUAAAGGCCGUCAUGAAACUUACCUUUGUUAUGUGGUAAAACAGCGGAAUAGUGCCACAUCCUGCUCCUUGGAUUUUGGAUAUCUGCGCAAUAAGGCAGGUUGCCAUGUUGAAGUUCUCUUCCUGCGUUACAUUUCCACUUGGGAUCUGGAUCCAAGGCACUGCUAUCGUAUCACUUGGUUCACCUCCUGGAGCCCAUGUUAUGACUGUGCCCGGCAUGUGGCUGACUUUUUGUGUGCAUAUCCUAAUCUAACACUGCGCAUUUUUGCUGCCCGCUUGUACUUCUGCGAGGAACGCAAUGCUGAGCCUGAAGGGUUGCGACGUCUACACCGUGCAGGAGUUCAGAUUGCCAUCAUGACCUUCAAAGACUAUUUUUAUUGCUGGAACACCUUUGUGGAAAACCGCAAAAAGACCUUCAAAGCCUGGGAAGGGCUUCAUGAAAAUUCUGUGCGUCUUGCCAGACACCUCCGUCGUAUCCUUUUGCCACUUUAUGAAGUUGAAGACCUGCGAGAUGCCUUCCGAAUCCUUGGACUUUAAACUCCUGCUUGGAGAGAAAUGGAGGUGGAAAGAUGCCAGCAUGAUUUGGGAUAGUCUUCAAAAUUCAACUUUUUGUCCCAGUUCUUCUUUCUCUCCUAUCAUAAGUAUCAAAUUCUGAGAAAAGCGUGUCUAAGGAAAAAAGAGAAAGGUGUUUUGAGCUUUCUUCAUCUGCAUACUGGGACUGGGCCUUCUUGUACUCUGUUCUCCAUGGGAAGAAGCCAGAGUUGGAGCUGUCCAAGGCAUGUGGCCAUAUUUAUUAUUGCUAUCAGAAAGGUCAGCCAGACAAAUGGACAAUUUAGGGAGAUAGCCAUUUGUACUAAAGAAAAGGAUCUUACAAAAUCUCCUAGAAUUAGUAACAGACAUGGAGUUCAAAUAUUAAACUUGAUUUAAAUUGCCAAGGUAUUUAGCAUCCACAGAAAACUCUGGGUUUAUAUGGAAGGUGACAUUUGAAACCUGAUGCCUUAUACUAAGCAGUACACAGAAACACUGACACAUCUCACUAUAUUUGUUUCUAGUAGAGGCCCACUGUAAAUCUGGAGGGCACUGCUGAUUUGGCAGUGCAUUCUUCAUUGUGCAUUCUUCAUUGUGUC
Molecule: messenger RNA, 1199 nt
Organism: Candoia aspera
Lineage: Eukaryota; Metazoa; Chordata; Lepidosauria; Squamata; Candoiidae
Gene: AICDA
Product: activation induced cytidine deaminase
Exons: 4
Coding region: 1-609 (202 amino acids)
Biological process (GO): negative regulation of single stranded viral RNA replication via double stranded DNA intermediate; cytidine to uridine editing; defense response to virus
Cellular component (GO): cytoplasm; P-body; nucleus
Molecular function (GO): RNA binding; cytidine deaminase activity; zinc ion binding
Source: RefSeq, a predicted model, not a curated record